Messenger RNA from Alternaria rosae, 1142 nucleotides. RefSeq names its product SGNH hydrolase-type esterase domain-containing protein. Gene Ontology annotation, molecular function: hydrolase activity. Bases 342 to 1142 code for a protein of 266 amino acids. NCBI's taxonomy places the organism in Eukaryota, Fungi, Ascomycota, Dothideomycetes, Pleosporales, Pleosporaceae. The transcript is spliced from 2 exons. The record is from RefSeq and is a predicted model, not a curated record.
ACGACGUCCGCAAGUGCCGGCUCCGGUUACCACGAGACCUGACAUGUUGUUCUAUUUGUAGGAAGGGGUCCCGCAUCCGGAUGUCUCCCCGCAGUCAAGGUAAUAUAAUCUGGGGUACUUAGCCUUUAAUUAGUAUGUUUCAGGGUCGAUCGCGGUAGUACUUCGUUGCUUCUGAUAGUGUGCUGAGAUGGGGUUUGCGGAAGAUUAGUCGAGUUGAAGACGGAUGGGGAAGGUGAGGGCUGCUGGUCGUACGGCUUAUAGUAGGGUGUUUGGACGUGGUUUUGGCUUCAGCGCUCUUGACAUUUCUGUUUAGAGAUCAUCAAAUCAUAAUUUUCUUCGUCAUGCAUUCUUCAAGUCUACUGACGGUGGUUACGCUGGCUGCGACUGUUUUGGGUGCUCCAAGCGGUCAUGUCGACAAGCGUGCGCAAACCGUAUACCUAGCCGGAGACUCGACAAUGGCUCGAGCAAGUGGUGUAACUACAGGCUGGGGCGUCUUCCUCCCCAACUCGCUCACCCUCCCUGUCGUCAACAAAGCCAUCGGAGGCCGCAGCUCCCGCUCCUACACCGUCGAAGGCCGCUUCGACGAAAUCGUCAACCUAGUAAAAGCCAACGACGUCGUAAUCAUGGAAUUCGGCCACAACGACGGGGGCGGUCUCGGCAGCGGCGACAACGGACGCUCAGUUUGCCCCGGCACCGGAUCUGAGACGUGCAAGUCUACGUACAACGGCCAAGCGGUUACCGUCCACACGUUUCCUUACUACCUCACUGAGGCGGGCAAGAAACUUAUUGCCAAGGGCGCUAAGGUUAUUGUAAGCAGUCAGACGCCUAACAACCCGUGGGAGGGAGGUAGUUUCUCGUAUACGGACGGGGGGAGGUUCGUUGGGUAUGCGAGGGAUGUGGCGAAGGCGCUGGGAAGCAAUGCCAUGUAUGUGGACCAUGGAGCGUAUACGGCGGAUAUCUUUAAGACGCUGGGUAAGACGAAGGUGGAUGCGCUGUUCCCACAAGAUCAUACGCAUACUAGCCCGGCUGGCGCGGAUGUGGUCGCGAAGGCUUUCGUUAAGGGGGUGCAGUGUGGUGGUGGUGGGUUCUUGAAUGGCUUUGUUAAGAACGCUACUGCGAGCAUUCCGGGAAAGUGCUUGUAA